Molecule: messenger RNA, 2259 nt
Organism: Colletotrichum siamense
Lineage: Eukaryota; Fungi; Ascomycota; Sordariomycetes; Glomerellales; Glomerellaceae
Gene: CLCN5
Product: H(+)/Cl(-) exchange transporter 5
Exons: 2
Coding region: 1-2259 (752 amino acids)
Biological process (GO): chloride transport; transmembrane transport
Cellular component (GO): early endosome; membrane; Golgi apparatus
Molecular function (GO): voltage-gated chloride channel activity
Source: RefSeq, a predicted model, not a curated record
AUGAACCCUCUAGAAAUGGCCUCCGACGACCCGGAGCCCGACGAAUCAAGCCCCCUCCUCUCGACAACAUCCCAAAGCAGAAUCUCUACCCGGCCACCGCCGCCGCUCUCCUCGCCUUCGACGCUGUCCCUCAUCUCCAAGGCAGACUACGCCCUGGGCCAAUCACCUUCCCAAGGUGACCGCCUGCCGUACAGCAACUAUGCGACAAUCGACUGGCUGCGCGGCCUCACGGAAUCUUCCUCGCGCGCGCGCCGCCUCGAUCGCCUGCCGGGCCUCCGGGGCCGCCUCCGCCGCUGCAUCGACCGAGCCGAGGGCUGGAUCGCCGCGGCGCUGAUCGGGGUGCUGACCGCCCUCGUGGCGUACGUCGUCGACGUGUCCAUGGCGACGACGGCCGACUGGAAGGAGGGGUACUGCCGCGGCAACGUGUUCCUCGACCGCGGGAGGUGCUGUAGAGGCACGCCCAGGUUGGGGGUGUGCGAGGCAUGGAGGCCCUGGGUCACGGGCGGUGGUGAGGGCGUGUCUCCCGCUGCAUACGCCGUCUACGUCCUCGUCGCGCUGCUCUUCGGCGCCAUCGCGGGCAACGUGACGAUGACGACGAAAGCGUCCCUCCCAACAGCGGCCACAGAGGAUGGAGAAGGCAGCACGAAGACGAUGUACAUGGCCGCGGGCAGCGGGAUCCCCGAAAUCAAGAGCAUCGUCUCGGGCUUCGCGAUCCCGCGCUUCCUCAGCCUGCGGGUGCUGCUCGUCAAGGCCGUCGGGGCGACCUUCGCGGUGUCGACGGGCAUGUGCCUGGGCAAGGAGGGCCCGUUCGUGCACAUCUCGACGUGUGUCGGGUGGCUCGUGGCCAACUGGUUCCCCAAGUACCGGGACAGCCCGCGCAAGCUGCGCGAGAUGCUGAGCGUGGCGUGCUCGGCGGGCAUGUCUGUGGCGUUCGGCGCGCCGAUUGGUGGUGUGCUGUUCAGUUACGAGGAAAUCAGCACGUACUUCCCUCGUCGUGUGAUGUGGAGGGCGUUUCUGUGUUCGCUGGUCGCGGCCAUCGCGCUCAAGGCGCUGAACCCGACGGGCGGCGGGAAGCUGGUGCUGUUCGAGACGAAUUUCGGCGUUGACCACGAACCCGUGCACUAUCUCGUCUUCGUCUUCCUGGGCGUGUGUGGCGGCGUUUUCGGCGGAGUGUUUGGUCGAGCAAACUACUCCUGGUCCAAGACUUUUCGCAGAUGCGAAAUCGUGAAAAAUCACCCCGUGCUGGAGCUCUGUGGCGUCGUGCUGGUAACCGCACUGCUGCAGUUUCCAAACGCUCUCACCCGGGACACCGGCGACGUCGCUCUCUCGAAACUGCUGGUCAACUGCGAAGACCCGGAGGGCAAGUGGGUGUGCGAGCAGGAGCAGAGGUCAGACAGGACGGGGUACAUACUCUCGCUCGCGAGCGGGACGCUGGCCAAGCUGGCGUUGACGACCAUCACUUCCGGGUGCAAAGUGCCGUCUGGAAUCAUCAUCCCGGCGCUGAAUGCCGGCGCGCUGUUUGGGCGAUUGGUCGGGCAGUUCGUCGACGGUAUAUCGCCGGGCAUAUUCGCCAUGGUCGGGGCUGCUGCGUUCCUCGCCGGCGUGUGCAGGAUGACGGUGAGUUUGGCCGUCAUCAUGUUCGAGUUGACGGGCGAGGUGACGUUCAUCCCGGCCUCGAUGUGCGCCAUCCUCACCGCCAAGUGGGUUGCGGACGCCAUCUCUGCCGAGUCGGUGUACGAGCUGUCGCAGCACUUGUUGGGACACCCGUUCCUCGAGGCUGAGCAGGCAUACGAGGUCGUCAAGCACCGGGAAGCAACCGCGCGCGAGCUGAUUCCUUCCCCUGAGACGAUGGAAGAGAUCACUCUGCGCACGGGCAGAGAGUACCGCGUGCGUCAAGACGUGCUGGCCGACAAGCUGCAGAAGCUGCUGGCGAGGGGCCUGAUGGAUGCCGGUCUUGUACUGGUGAAUGAGGCGGGACUGCUGUUUGGGUACUUGCCUCAAGCGGAGCUGGAGGCGGUUCUCCAAGUCCGCGGAGAGGCUGAGGAGAUUGAUCUGCGUUCGGGGAUCAUGGUGGACUUGGUUGACCGGACACCGUUGACAGUGAGCGCCGAGGCGCCGAUGGAGCAUGUCCUUGAGAUGUUUGGGAAGCUCGGCCUGAGCUACCUGGUCAUUCUUGAACCAGAAACAGCGAACGUGGUGGGCGUUGUGUUGAAGAAGCGGUUGCUGGGCUAUUUGCAUCGUACAAAGGCGCAUAAUUGA